AUGUUUGAUUCUCCUGUGGGAAAAAUAAUAGGAGCAGCUGAUGAAAAUUACCUGUAUGUGGUUUCAUUUGAAGAUUCAAAAUUUUUUGAGAGAAAGUUACAAACACUUGCAGAAGCAAUUAAUUGCUAUUAUAUUGAAGGAAAAAACCAUGUUCUUCAAAAGUUAGAGUCUGAAUUAAAACAGUAUUUUGAUGGUGAAAUAAAGAAAUUUACAGUUUCUAUAAAAACUAUUGGCUCAGAUUUUCAAAAGGAAGUGUGGAAUAAAUUACUGGAGAUUCCUUAUGGAUCCACUCAUACUUAUGGAGAUUUAGCAAAAGCUUUAGGAAGACCAGCAAGUCACGCAAGAGCCAUAGGGGCUGCAUGUGGUGCUAAUGCUCAUUUACUUGUUAUACCAUGUCAUAGACUAGUUGCUACAGGCUCUAAAGGAGGAUUCAGCAGUGGUGUGGAUAGAAAAGAAUGGCUUAUACACCAUGAAAAGAAAUUUGGAUCAGUGUAA
Molecule: messenger RNA, 495 nt
Organism: Parnassius apollo (apollo)
Lineage: Eukaryota; Metazoa; Arthropoda; Insecta; Lepidoptera; Papilionidae
Source: the annotation of a GenBank genome assembly